This is a messenger RNA of Suillus plorans, 1487 nucleotides long. RefSeq lists its product as uncharacterized. The coding region runs from base 272 to 1318 and encodes 348 amino acids. The transcript has a single exon. NCBI's taxonomy places the organism in Eukaryota, Fungi, Basidiomycota, Agaricomycetes, Boletales, Suillaceae. The record is from RefSeq and is a predicted model, not a curated record.
CCCGCUAGCCCCGCGUUGAUCUGGAAAAAAUACAAACGGAGGUGUGCUGGGUUACCUGAAACAGAUGGGGUAAUUCACAUUGAUCGGUGGUGGAACGCGACAAUGCCUCUGUUGUAGCACUAGUCACGUGUGAUACUCAGGAGGUCAAUCUCCUAUUCAGUUUAUUCUGAACAUUCAGUGACUUCUUCAUUUGAUCAAACCUUGCGAUAAAGCCAAAGUCUUGCUUGAUGCAUUCGCUCAUUGAAACGUCUCUGACUCGGCCCUGGACUACAUGCCCACCCAUUAUGCAUCGGUUGCCAGUAGAAGUUCUACAGGUCGUAUUCUUGCUCGCUGUCAACGACGAACCAGAUUGUCCUCAUAUGAUAGUAAAACCACCGCCAUGUCAGCAAAUUUUGGUAGCCCGCCCCUGCUCUUCACUCGAGUGUGCCGCCAUUGGCGGGACGUUGCACAUUCAACGCCAGAGAUCUGGUCGCGCAUCAAAGUCAUACUUCCCGGAAGACUCGUCAAGCCACUUACACCAUUCUUUCCCUCUCUACUCCAGGUUUGGCUCGCUCAGUCUGGCAAUCUACCUCUCACCAUUUGCAUAUAUUACAUUGGUUUUCUCCCCUCCUCAAGCCAUGGUGUGACAGUGGAUUCUCGACUGCUCGAGAUCCUUUAUGAUGAGACAAGGCGUUGGGAAACAGUGUCUGCCCCCUCAUUCAUAUUCAGGAGUAAUGCAUCCAAUAUGUCCCAGCUGAGAACGCUAGAUCGGCUCUGGAACUUGACAGAUCUCAUCGAAUUCAAUGCACCAAAUCUCUGUCGCGCAUGUAUCGUGUAUUCACUGUCGGAUACCAUCCGAUCAUUCAAACCCAAUGCUGCCUGCAGAAGCAUACGUCAUCUCAGCAUCGAUCAGGCUCUAGCCAGUGGGAUACGCCGCUUUCCAGCCAUAUUCCCCCGUUUAGAAACCCUCGGUGUGCGUAUACUUACAUCCUACGUAUCAGGAAUGAGAAGUCAUUCAGACACGUAUUCUUGCCUUGAAUCAAUGACCCUCCCCUUCGUCGAUCGUCCUGCGGACACGUUUAUCAAUAUAUUUCGUGGACUUCAUCUUCCCGCGUUGCAGAAUUUGACUUUGUUGAUGGGAGCGGGCAAACCAGACGUCGAGAUGAUUACGGAGGCGCUUGCAGUUGCUGGGUCUUGCCAUAUACGAGUGCUAGAUUUUCGGUGGCACGAAUCGCGGAGUGAUAUCGAUCCGCAUACCCUUGAGCCGUUGCUCUCGGUAGUGCAAGAGGUUGCGGUUCAUGGGGAAGUGGUGGUAUGCAGGGAACAGGCCGGUACAUGAAUCCAGGCUCUCGGGAAAAAGGAAAUUGGACCACAAGUUCGUUGUGUUUGUGUUACGCGUCGAGUCUGUGCAGAGGCAUCUCCUGUACCCUGGUUAGUAGCGACCAAGCCCAGCAUGCAAAAAUCGUACUUAGUCUUAGACAGUGUGAUUGAAGCGUCCUAUUAGCUCC